Girardinichthys multiradiatus is the source of this 12637-nucleotide messenger RNA. Its product is annotated as mitogen-activated protein kinase kinase kinase 11. Gene Ontology annotation, cellular component: centrosome. The transcript has 10 exons. Gene Ontology annotation, molecular function: protein binding; ATP binding; JUN kinase kinase kinase activity. The record is from RefSeq and is a predicted model, not a curated record. Bases 1335 to 4466 code for a protein of 1043 amino acids. Gene Ontology annotation, biological process: microtubule-based process; positive regulation of apoptotic process; protein phosphorylation. NCBI's taxonomy places the organism in Eukaryota, Metazoa, Chordata, Actinopteri, Cyprinodontiformes, Goodeidae.
UUCACCGAGAACUUGCCACUCACAAUAUGGCGGACUCGCUCAGCCAUCUACCUCGCAAAGAAGCCAGUGUGGCGUCCUCUCCUCUACGUCUUGCCCAUCUUGUUAAACUUUUAUUUUGAAACCAGAAGUGUUGUAUUCAUUUCGUCGCCAUUGGCCGCGUCUUGUCAGCUGACUGUGUUUCCUGUUGGGAGAGGAAAAGUUUUGAAACCCCACCCUCCGCAGCGGCUGUAAGCAACGACGUUGCAGUGGUCCGAGGAGCUGACCGCUGAAGGCUGACCGAGGAGGAGGAACGGAGUAGAAGUUCUCACGGAGCAGUUCCGCUGUCUGGAUACCGUCUUCAUGAAGCGGAGCACCGACGUUCCCCGGGCCCGACGCUGAACACCCAACAGGAACUAAAAGUUAACGGGAAUUGUUUGUUUUUCUUCGUUCUUUCUUCUCUGGAAAAUAAAGCCAAGCAGGUUUGGAGAACUCUUCCUGUUCCCAGUGUCGGCGGUUCGUUGUUUAUGUGUGAGCUCCUUCAUAACACAGUCAGCAUGGAUGUUGUGGGAAUGCGGGAUUUCCUGUGUGGUCACCGCAGUGUUGCAUUCAGGCGCAUUUUCUGGAUCCUCGGGCUUAAAUAAUGAACAGUGUUCAGCGCUUGAAACUUGUCGUAAAACACUGGUUGGCCGGACUGAAUGCUCCUUUUCCUGCCAUUCUUCUCCUCCUCUCAGCGCUUCCUGCUUGUGGUGGCCACUGCUCUUAAUUGCUAAAAAUACAUAAAAAAAAACUGGACAUGGACAGCCAAGUGUGCGCGAAAUGUUGAUUUGGAGUCUUAUAUGCGAGCUACGAGCAGUUUUAUUCCUGAACUUUUACUUUAAACUUUGACUCUUCACACUUGGAACUCAACAGGUGGUGGUUCUGAAUGAGGGGAAAAAAUAGGACCAGUUCAGGCAUAAUGAGCUGAUUCCAGAACCUCUUAAACACAGGCUGAUGAGAUGACAAUAUACUCAAACCACGUGCAGGGAAACCACACACCACAUCAAUCUUAUGGAGUUACUCACUGCCUUCUUUCUGAGAUUUGAUAAAAGUUAGGAAAUGCAAAAACCGUCUGAGGGCUCCUAAAUGGAAUGAUCUGAGUUUAAUGCCAGAACAAAUGCAAGACACUUGGCUUUCAUUUGUCCUUAAAUCCUCAUCUAUAGCCCACUUGUUGGUCUUUUGAACACAUCUCAUUGGUCCCUGAUGAGACAAGAAAGACAAGAAAGGGAGCAAGGUGUCAUAGAGUACUCCUUUGUACUUUAUUUUCAGACCCCUGGAGUGUGCAGUCGGAUCCAGUCAGGUUAUCUAGAGGAGGCUCCAUGGAACCGCUGAAGAACAUAUUCAGUCGUAGCUCGCUGUCGAACUGGAAAAAUUUGGAUCAGUCCCAAAAGGGGAACUUCACCAACCCUGUAUGGACGGCCUUGUUUGACUAUGAGGCCUCCUGUAAAGAUGAGCUCACCUUGCGUAAAGGUGACCUGGUGGAGGUCCUCUCUCAGGACUCUGAGAUAUCUGGGGAUGAGGGCUGGUGGGCAGGUAAGGUCAACAACAAGGUGGGCAUCUUCCCAUCCAACUACGGCUCCUUCAAGCCAAGUGGAUAUGCCCAGCUUCCAGGUAGCAGUGUGGUAGAGGAGCUAAACCGUGCUGUGGUUGGCAAUGUUGAUCCCGAGGAGGUGGAUUUCCGGGAGCUGAGCUUGGAGGAGGUAAUUGGGGUUGGGGGCUUUGGGAAAGUGUAUCGUGGUACAUGGAGGGGCGAGCUGGUUGCAGUAAAAGCGGCUCGGCAAGACCCAGAUGAGGACAUCAGCGUGACAGCGCAGAACGUGAGGCAGGAAGCCCACCUGUUUGCCAUGCUCACCCACCAGAACAUCAUCGCCCUGAAGGGUGUUUGCCUGCAGGAGCCCAACCUCUGCCUCAUCAUGGAGUAUGCCUCAGGUGGACCUCUUAGCCGGGCGCUGGCUGGCCGCCGCAUUCCGCCUCAUGUCCUGGUCAACUGGGCCGUGCAGAUAGCCAGAGGGAUGCUUUACCUGCACAAUGAGGCCAUCGUCCCCGUCAUACACCGGGAUCUCAAGUCCAACAACAUUCUGUUGGCUCAGCCCAUAGAGAACGAAUGCAUAGAGGGCCUGACGUUGAAGAUCACCGAUUUUGGCCUGGCGAGAGAGUGGCACAAGACCACAAAGAUGAGCACGGCUGGCACCUACGCCUGGAUGGCCCCGGAGGUCAUCAAGUCCUCAACCUUCUCCAAGGGCAGUGAUGUUUGGAGCUACGGGGUCCUGCUGUGGGAGCUGCUAACAGGGGAGGUCCCCUACAGAGGGAUUGAUGGUCUUGCCGUUGCCUAUGGAGUCGCCGUCAACAAGCUCACCCUGCCCAUCCCUUCCACCUGUCCCGAACCCUUCGCUCAGCUCAUGUCAGAAUGCUGGGACCAGGACCCUCAUCGAAGACCCGACUUCUGCUCCAUCCUGACGCAGCUCACCGCCCUGGAGCAGCAGGUGAAGGAAGAAAUGCCACAGGACUCUUUUCACUCACUGCAGGAUGACUGGAAGCUGGAGAUCCAGGAUAUGUUUGAUGAGCUGCGGGCCAAAGAGAAGGAGCUGCGGUGCCGUGAAGAGGAGCUCAAGCGAGCAGCUCUGGAGCAGAAGUCCCAUGAAGAGUUCCUGCGGCAGCGGGAGCAGCAGCUGGCCCAGUGGGAGCAGGACGUCUUCGAACGAGAGCUCAGCCUCCUCAUCCUCCACUUGAACCAGAACCAAGAGAAACCAAACGUCAAGAAGAGGAAGGGCACUUUCAAGAAGCACAAACUCAAAAGCAAGAAUGGCGAGAAGAUCAGCAUGCCACAAGAUUUCAUCCAUAAAAUUACAGUGCAGGCAUCCCCGGGCCUGGAAAAGAGGCGGAACUCUCCAGAUUUGGGCUCAGGCUCCUCGCCUUCCUUCGGCCCACGGUUUCGUGCAAUUCAACUCAGCCCCAGCGACAACAGCAGGACUUUUGGUCUCACCCCUGUUCGGCCAUUAGAGACCCCCUCUCACAAGCAAUGCAAUGGAGACCUGAGGUUGAACCCACACUGGAGGCCCCAGAGCCCCAAGAGUCCCAAAAGCCCAAAGGUUCUGCGGCUGAGUCUCCAGGAGAGUUUAUCAAUGAGGGCCAAACUGCUGGGGUCAGACAGCAAUGAGAACGGAGACGCCAUGGAUGACUUUGAGGAGUACCGACCCUCCACACCAACCUCGGCCUCCACGCAAAACGGCUCCUCAUCGAAGGACAGCCUGCAGCUCCCUCUCUCCCAGGGAGACUCUGGCAGUGAGGAGGGAGGUUACUCCCCAGCCGGCUCCCCCAUGCCUGAGAGGGGUCCUCUUGGCAGCAUGAUCAAGAACACACACCGGGCAUUGCUAGGUUGUGGCUCCCUCUUGGCCUCCGUAGCACUAGGUCGAGGAUUGGAUGUUCCCCCUAGGGUGCCCCCUCGAACUAACCCCCCCUCCUCUGAGGACCGCAUCUCCUUUGAACUUGAGAUCUCCCACCCUAGGCCCCUAAUAACAGACCCCCCUGUGGUUGAUGACCUCAUCACCUUCUCCACCUCUGAGCCGCUCCCUAGACCCCUGUUGGAUUUAGCCCUACAGUACCAAGAGCUAAAACCUUUGCCCCCGACGGCGCCUCCGCCGAAUCCCCGUGAGAGGUCCGGCCCCCGGACACCGCAAAUACAGCACAGCCCACCGAGUCCCGGGACCCCACUGCAGCAGGAUAGAGCCAUCCCAGGAGACUGGAAUGCUAGUUCUAGUUCCAGCAAUGGAGAGCUGAGCAACGAGGGCUGGGAGCACAGACCUGACAGGAGGAGGAGGUCCAGCUAUGGGCUGCAUGCUUCUCAGCUAGUCCUAGAUCUGCCCCUAUGCCAAGACACACUGGACUUUGAGGACAAGGCUUCUGUGCCCUAUGCUCUCCACCCCAACCCAGCGCUAUGGAGCCCCAAAACCCGCCGCCUGGAGGUCAGUGUCAUUCCCCGGCCACGCCCUUCUCCCAUACGGCCCCGCAUUGACCCUUGGAGCUUCAUCUCUGCAGGCGGCGGCAUCUCAACUGGAGGCCGUAGCCCGGUCCGUUCGGACAGCCACCCUUUGGGUUACCAGCCCUCACCCACCAACCCUUUCACCAGCUGUGACCCUUUCCCCUCUCCGGACUGUGACCCCUUUGCCCUCAAGGCGGACCCUUCGAACAGCUCUGAUGCUGCGUCCCCCUUCGACCCUUUCUCUGCUCCGUUUCCAACGUCCCGUUCUGCCCCGUGCUCUGCAAAUGGCUCCCCCACACUGCCAUCGUUCCGCAUCGCGCCCAUCAAUCCGGCAGACCCAGCCUUCAUGGACCUGCGCUGGGCAGCUUGCAGCAAGCCUCUGGAUAUGACCAAAGAGAGGGCCCACCCCCGUAGAACACUGGGGCUCAAGCCCUUCAAGUCUCCGACGCAACACAGAGACGAUCGGUUCUGAAUCCAGUCUCAUUUCCAGUUAUGGAUUAUACACAAUGCAGACUUCAUCCCAGUAGCUCAGUCCAGGACCUUACUACUGGUUUAUUGUUGGACGAAAACUUGGAACCUUAAAAUUUAAAUCCUACUGAGGGAGGGGGCUGCAGUUCUUAUUUAUAUACCAGCCUGGUGCUUUGAAAAGCACAAAGCCAGUGGAAAGGUAGUACAAUGGAUUGUGGGAUAUCUGCCUGUGAACCAACUGCUGGUGCCGAUUUCAUUUUUCCUGUCUGUCUCUGUUACUGCUGUCCCUUUGAAGGAGCAGUUCAUAGAUCAGCAGCCUCAUCUUGAGCUUAUGUCAGCCUGCUCGUAUCACCUGCUUUCUUUCUCCCCAUAGCUUUGAAGCAUUGUGACAAUACAGAGGUGGAUCAGGCCAUUUUUACAGCUUCAUCCGCCUCUACUGCGCUGCAGACUGACAACGUUCAGGACAAUGAUAGAAAAUUGGAGUGCCUUAUUUUGUGAAGUGUUUUUAAUAUCUCUUCGAAGUUCCUGUGAACCGUUUAUCUGGUGCACACCUAAGAUGCUAGGAAUUUGACCUAAAUUUCCAGACCAUGUUAAAGAAAUCAUGUGCGUUGCAUCUGUGUCUCAUUGUUCAAACAAAGCUUCUUUUCUCUUAACUGUUUGCUGCCUUAUGGUAGAAUCCACUCACAGCAGCUAUUCUAGGCCGCUCAUGAAAUUCAUAACAAAACCAUGACUCGGGCGUUCCCCUCAGAAGCAGAAAGCAUUCCAGUCACAUUCCUUGGGAAACGCCAGGGAUUGGACAGAUCCACUCGGCUGGCAGGCGGCGCGGCACAGGAAGCGGGAUGAGGAGCCCUCUGCAUCCCCUCCUCAUGCCAAGGAAUGCCACUGAACGCUCGGACAAAAGGUGCUUACAAAUAAGCUGUUUUCAGCUCCGUGUAGUGCCAGGCCCAGGCAGCAGAGCAGCGCAGACAAAGAUGGGCCGGCUACAUAUGGGCUGAACACAAACAUUUCAUUAUGGUAGCAAAGUCAAAAUCUUACAUUCUUCAUAGAACUUGAAAACGCUUUAGAGCUUUCUAAAAAAAAAAAAAAAAAAAAAUCACUAACCCAAAUACUACAAUAUUUACAUUUAAAGAAAUCUUGGUGUUGAUCCCUUGUUUUCCAGACGUUAUGGACGAUAUAGUUAUCUGUUGGGAAGAUUAAAACAGCUCAAACAUCUAAAAGCAGCACAGCUGAUGCUGAGUUUUAGAUUUGUAUUUACUUUUCACUGUUUUCUCAUCAUUGGCCAGCGUCUCCAUGCUUUUCAGAAAAACACGGGAUUUGAUUUUGAUGCAAUGAAAAAUUCACUCUUCUGUUGCUUUUUAUUUAAGAGAAAAGUGCAGAUUCUAAGAUUUAACUUUUAGUAAUAGUCGUUAAUUCCUUGCCUGUAGUAGAAAGAUGUUCUAUCACACUGAGUUUGUAGAAACAUGAGGCAAUCCUCAGAGCUGUGGAUGACUUCUUGACCUCCCUUUUAACUGAUUUUAGAUAUUAACAAGUUAAACUGCAGUGGGGGAGGCUGUUGGCUGCGUCAGACCGCCUGAUCAGCUGCUGUCUUGCUAGCCAUGAGCCUUCCACUGCUUUUGAGGAAUCCUUUACUUUUAUACAACUUCAAUUCCAAGAAAUCCGAGCUUUUCCCUGGGACGUUGGGAUGUUUCUUCCUCAUUCUAAACUCAGACUGCUCACAACCACACAUAUCAGUUUUAAAACACUAUCAGUUUGUUUUUUCAUACAUUUUCUACCAUAAAAUCUCCACAUACUUCCACAUUAAGAAGUCUUGAAGGUAAAUCGUCCUGAUUUCUUUGGCUUUCUCAGACAUUUCAACCAUCCCGUGGGUCUUUCUUUGACACUGGCCAUCAUGGAGUUGCCAAGCAACUAGCUGAGACAUCUAGGCCACGUUAUACAGUCAAAUUGGUGGAUUUCUGUUACAUUUGCUCUGAGCCUGUCUGGCUGUUUUGGUUGGCUUCAUGCUUUAGUUGUGGUUAUAUUAAUUUGAGAGUGCCUGAUCGGGUGACUGAUGAUAUCAUUUACAUUCCAGACUGUCGAUGGGAUGUUGGCUUUGAUCUUAUGUUAUCUUAUCUCAUUCAUAGCAGAAAGCCUUCCUGUUAGCUAAGAAUAGUUUUAAAUAUCACAAAGUCCAGAUUCUGACUGGCUUCAUCCAGGAGAGGCCCUGUCAUCGGAUUUGAUUCUUGACUGAACAGCUGUGGGGUUACCCCAGCGAUCCCACCGUGGACCAGAGAAAGCUGGCCGCGAUAAUGAGCCUCAAGAAAGGAGUGGGUAGCACUAACAAAGUGAUUUUGGUUAAUUAAUUUGCGCUGACGAUACCUUGCGUUAGGCAAGAGAUCCGUCUGUUUGCAGCACCAACUCAGAUCCAGAUUUACAUUGUGGCCCGUGUGAAGUUUCAGAGACUGUGUGAGCAGGGUCUCCUCCCUUCCGUUUCUAUUUUUUUUCUGUGCCAGGGGCUACAGCUGCUGGCUGCAACGUUUUUUCUUCUCCCUCAUUGGUAAGGCUGUUUCUGAUUCUGCAGCCUUCCCUCCUUCACGUCUUGUUUACCUGGCCAUUCUUCAUUUUCUCCUGCAUUCUCCUACUCUUUUUUUUUUUUUCUUCUUUUCGGAGCAUUUUCUCAUGAGCAGUCCUGGCAUUGGGGAGCUUUCAGUUCUGUAACAACCAUGAUGUGCCGGAGGGGAGAGAAAAAGUGGCAUUUGUUCCAGGGCAGAGUCCAUUUAGUGAGGAGCGAUUGUUUUCUUUUUAACACAUUCUGUACUGGUCCACAUCAUUUACUGGAGUUUCAAGUAAUAUUAUGUGCUGUCCUUCUGCUUCCUGACUCUAAAAGUGUUAUAGGUGUCUUGAAUGGCCACAAGAUUUACUAAAUGGCUACCAGUUAGGAAGAAAUAGUCAUCCCUAGAAACGUAAAAGUCUGAAGUCGGUCAGCCACACAACAGCUCGCUGGAAUGCAGAAACAAACACUCAUUGGGUUAAUUUGCUCCUUAGUCAUUUUGUACCUACGAGUUGCCAUUUCAUCUAGAGCUGUGAAGUAUAUCAGAUCAGUAUCAAUAUGUGCAAUAUCACAAUCCUAAAGAACUGCUUUCAUGCAAUAUUUAAUAAGCUAUAUUAUUUUAGUUGCAAUGCAUGCGUUAAAUGUUCAUAAAAUGCUGCAAUCUCAUAGAUUUCCAUUUACUGUGGUUUUGACUCUUAUGAAAUAUGAAAGCUUUAUGACCCCUGAGAAAACCCGAAUAAAGCUAAGCACCUCCUGCUGGUACGUGGCAUUUAUAGUAGCAGCUCAACCAAAUUUCCUUACAAACAAUAGAUUUUAAAAAAAGUUAACAAAGUGGAUAUGACCACAAAGUGGUCGGUACAGAAUGUCCAACAGCAAACUGCUCCACUUUUUAUUCAGAAAAGUCCAUCAUGAAUUUACCAAAAACAAAGGUGCAAAGCAGCAACAGAGAGAAAUAACCACCUCACAAAAUACAUACAGUAUGACUGGCCUGCUUUACAAACUAGUUAGAAACUAUUUUAUUAGCUGCAAUGAUCCCUCGCCCCUGCAAACAAAAUAUAUGGACAUUCAACUGGGAUUGUGAGUUAACAGUUAAUGCCUUGUCUCGUUAUGUCAACACACAUUGACGAGAUCUAUCUUAUGACAGUCGUUACCUUUGGGCGGCUGCUGUUUUCAAAAGAAGACAGUGAUCAAAAAUGUUUAAUAAUUGAGGACCUAAAAUAUAACUUGAAAUAAAAGGAGUCUCUUGUGCUUCUCACAGAUGAUUACUUUCCUACCUGCAUCCAGAGGGGGAAUGUUUUUCUUCCUGGUAAUCGCUUCUGCAACAGAAUGAAUAAGCACUGCAUUUGCACAUAAAUACUCCCCACACUCAGAUUCCCUGAACUAGGUUUUCUAAUUUGCUAGCCCUGAGGAAAAGGGCUUGACACAUUUUAUUCAGGCUGUCUUUGACAGGGUGUCUGAUUCUUGGUUUUAGCUGUCAGAUUUAAGAAGCAUAGCUGCCAUUCGCAAUCCCCUCCCCCCGAACAAGAAAGUCCUGACGGGUCUCUGCGCAUCGAGGAAGCAGGCAGUCCCUCACCACAAGUCACUGUUCUGAGUACAGCUGACAGUCAAGUCCCUCCGGCCUGAUUUGACAAACCUCAUUUAAAGACAUGCUUGGAGCAUUUACAGUAAUAACUGAAUGCAAAAUGGCCAAUGUGUCAGCAUUGAUGUUUACAUUCAGACUUCGAUUGAGACAUUGAUUUAGCUGUUACAGUUAUUAAAUUAACAAGUAUUUAAUUAGUACCACCACCAGUUGUUGCUAAUGAAUGUACUCUAUUGAUUAUAUCUAUAGCUAUAAGGAGAAUAGGUAUAUAUGUUUGUAGCAUCAUUUUGCAAGUUUUUUUCCCACCAUCAACCCAAAUCAGACACUUUUUGUGGAAGUGUGUCAGGACUGUACAGAUUAGUGGAUUUCAGUCGUGGAUAGCUGAUGCUUCUGAGUCAAACAAGUUUGCUAGGCGGCGCUGUUGCUUAAAGCUUCAGUGCCAUCAAUGUUUUUGCCCUUAAUAGAAAAUAAUCGGGGCACAUUUUUUGACAUAAACAUCAUAUGCUGCUGAUGUGCGAUGGCCUUAAUAGAAACUGAAAGGUCAAUCUAUUAAGCUGUUUCCCUUAAUAUUAAAUUCCCGUUUUGUUUUUUAUCGUGCAUAAUACACCAGUGAUGCGUGUUGCCACUACUAGCCAAUAGUGGCCAUAUGUUUUGAUUGGCGUUAUACGUCACGGAUGUGUGUUGCCAUUUAGAUGGACGCAAAUCAGAAAACCUAAAGCAUUAUAAAGUAAAGCUUUAUUGAAAACAUAAGUACUUGAACUAAAACAUUACAAGAAACUUAAAAAGCUAACUAAACAGUUUUCUUUGUUAGCUAGCUUGAUUCGCUUAGCAUUAGCAAUGUGCUUAAGCUAAGUUUUGCUUUUUAAACCAAACCUCCAGGAGAAACGUAAAACUUCAUAUUUAUUUUAGAAUUAGGUGUUAUUACUAAACUUCGUAAGAUUCAUGCACAGCUUCACAUUGUACGGAUUUGAUUUUUUUCUGGUUUUUCUAUCCAAAUCUGAACGAAUCAGUAUUGCUUGCUAGUUUGAUGUGUGUUCCCAACUUCCAGUUUCUGCACCCAUGCAGACAGAAUCUAAUUCACCUCUCUGUCAAAAAAAUGGAGAGGAUAAAUAACAUAAAUCAAUGUGCUAUAUGCAGCCGCUGCAACGCGGUGGGAUGGUGAUGGAGGUUGAAAAUCUAUUACUUUAAAGCCUUCAGGGUAAACUAACCAAGCUCUGCAACAGAAACACAUAAACCUUUGUCACUAAGGAAGGGAAAUAAAAUGUAUCAUUUAAAUGCUUGUCGAACUGAGGAGAAACGGUGUGCAUGUAAUCAUACUGGGUUAGAUUGGCUUAAAGAAAUUUUGAGUGGAAAUGUAAUUUCAUUAUUUACCUCCUACAGUCACUACAAUCUGUGGCUCUCACUCCAUUUAUCAUUGGCAGUUUUUUUUCUUUGCUUGGGCUUAGUUAAGUUACAAAUAUAUUAGGUUUUCAGGUUAGCUACAAUUGCUUCUCAGCUUGCUAUCAAAGCCAGAGCUAUUAUUGCCGGUUCGAGCUUUUGCAAAAGUGAAACACCUGCCCGGACCUUUGUUUGGCCUCGUAAGGCCGGGCCCAAAUGAUUAAAUCUGACCUUUUUGCUGACCAUACAGCAAUGGCGGAUCCCGGUGGGGAAAAGCCGCAUCUGUGAGGGAUGCCGCCAGGUGCAGAAGCUAAUGCUCAGUCUGUGAAACUGAAUAUUAUUUCUAAUUCUUUCAGCGUGGGCACCCAAGGUCACAAUCUGCUGUCCCUUCUCUUCCAAUAACAAUGAAAACAAAAUGAAUAGUAGCUGUGAAAGAAAGGCUGAUUGGUUUCCAAGAGCAGAGCGUUGGCUCCUGCAGAGAACUGGCAGCGCGUCUGGAAAAUAAACACAGAUUUCAGCAAGGUUAUCAAGUCCAACGCUCAAAUACGCUUUCCUCACUGAACUCAGCAGCAUGUGGCAGCCGCUUGCUUGUGAUUAUUGCUCUGUCUAGUUACUGACACUCAAUUACCUUGUCAUCUUCCUCUCUUGCAGAAGCUAUUCAGUUUUUAAAUUUCUGCUUUUGCGGUAUGGAACAGGCCUGCUGCAAAUCAAUUUGGUUGGAUAAGUUCCGAUCACCUCUUAGAUAUGGAGGGGCUAAAUGAUUUAUUACUGUUUGCUCAUACAGGUAGAAGAUCUUUUUGGCCUUUCUCUUGUUCAUUAGAUAAACUAGUCUUUCAAGCUUUUAAAGAGUUGUAAAAAGUAUUUGCCCCCUUUCAUCCUUUAGUUUUUUGUCAAAGCUAUAUGUUUAAGAUAAACUUCUUUUCACAUUAGACAAAGCUAACUAGAGUAAAUGCAAAAUGCAGCUUUCAAUUCAUUAUUUUCAAUUAUUUAAAGAGAAUAAUAAUACAAGCCACCCUGGCUCUGUUUAAAAGGUAAUUGCCCACCCCUUCUUAAAUCAUUAGAUAACCAUGAUUAACACCAAUCAAUCUGGAAAGGUUUACAAUAUGACAUACAUUUUGUCUCCGGUGCCAGCAGUUGGGGUCUACUAGAGGUCUGUAUGGAUGCCUACAUGCAGCCCAACAAACCUCAGUGGGAGGUAUCAUCCGCAAAUGAAGAAAACACGAUGAACAGUGAUGAACCUUGCACCUGCCUACCAAAAUUACUCCAAGAGGGCAUCGCUGACUUUUUCUAGAGGUCACAAUAGGACCAUUAAGAAGAAUUCCUACCAACAGCCAAUCAUGUCGGUGGUGGUGUGAUCAUAGUGUGGGGCUGUUUAUGAGCCUGCCUGAAUUAAUUAAUUCUCCUAGUUCUAUCCUGAAGGUGUGCAGCAUAAAAAUGACCAAAAGCUCACAAAUAUGAUGUUAAAAUGGUUAUUAAAAAUGUUUUGGAGUGGCUUGGACUGAAAUCCAAUGACAAUGGUGUGGCAUGACCGUAAAGCUUGGUUUUAUUGUAUCUCGGAUUAUCUUUGUCUGAUAUUAAAAUUUAUUUGAUGAUUGAACUUUUUUGCGACAUAAAAGCAGAAACAAGAAAUCUGGAUGGGGACAAAUACUUAAUCACAGCACUGCAUGUGGAGUUCUGACUUUGCUUAUCUACUGACAGUCAACCUGAUUCAUAUUCUGUAAGGCAUUUAAAAGUAAUUAAUGGAAGCAUGGGAGCAUUUAGCAAUGGGUGGUCUCUUUCAGGUCUUCAUUAGAGCUGAACUCCCAAUGAUGCACAGAUGCAAUUUGCAAGUUUCUGGAUGGAACAAAUUCCCUUGACUCACCAGUCAAAUGUUUCACACUCAGUAUUUCAGCACAGUUAAAGGUUUUUACUUCUCCCAGCUCCCUGCAAGCCUACCGAGGACACUCACGGCAUUUAUAUGCAGGGCUUCCUAAGGAUUUUUAUGGCUGGCUAUCUUCCUAAACACUGGAUAAAGACUUUUUUGAAGGUGGCUAUUGACGCAGUCUACAUUAGGAUGAUUGGUUUUAGUUUUAGGUUUUCACUGGAGUCUUGACAAGGCAUGUUUGGGUGCUUCCUGCUGGACACAUUAACUGCACAUUUCAUUUGUAAAAUAUUUUCUCUGCAGAGUGCAGGAUUAAAAGUUUGGCUCUUCGUGAGCAUCUCGGUAAAAAUCAUGAACAGGAAUUUCAGCCUAAUGGUCCCUUGGGGCACCCAUACUGUGUUAAAUUGUUCAAUCAAAGUUGGGGCUGGUUUUUCUUCUCUUUUUUUUUUUUUUUUAACUGCAGACAGGCUUCAUCUCUUCUUUGCCUGUAUGUACAUUCCUAACAUAACUGAGAAUCGUUUUCUCGGCGGUGUGAGAUCGCAAUCGUCACAUCGUCCACCCGCCCCACUGACCGUCACUGCGCGCGCGCGUUAAAGGUUCCGCACACCUUUGGACUUUUGCAAACUCCUCCUCAUUGCAUGUUGUCUUAUUGAAGUCUCACACUGGGCUGGGCCUGAAUCAACAGUUUUUACUGUGCGUUUAGAGUAUUAUUUCUGUAUGCAGUAUGUGAAAAUGUUUUUAUUUCUCAUGACUAUUACAAUGGGUUUUAACCUGUGGAGAGGAAAAAAAAAGCUGAAAAAGAAACGACCAAAUAAAAUGUAACACUCCUGA